Messenger RNA from Pyrus x bretschneideri (Chinese white pear), 1294 nucleotides. RefSeq lists its product as uncharacterized. Bases 252 to 1139 code for a protein of 295 amino acids. NCBI's taxonomy places the organism in Eukaryota, Viridiplantae, Streptophyta, Magnoliopsida, Rosales, Rosaceae. The record is from RefSeq and is a predicted model, not a curated record. The transcript has 9 exons.
CGGCGGUCAGCACCCUCAUCAGACAAUAUUUUACUCCGCGUAACACAGAGUAAAAAUAUCUGACACACCAAAACACCGUAGAAUUUUUUAUGCUGCAAUUUAUAUAGCAUGCGCUUAUUUUUAUUUUUUACGUGCAUUUUUUUUUUUUUUUUUGUAUGGUAAAAAUGGGUGGGUGGAGUCACUCAGAUAUCCAAGCUGAGAGAUAUCACUGAUAGGCGCAUUGAGAUUCUGUACCACUCUCUCUGUAAACAAUGGAGAAAAAACCCACUUGUGUUCUUACACUGUUGACGCAGGUGAGUCUAUGCUUUUGUCUCUACCUUGCUUUUCAGCUGGGUCAGCCUCGGAGCUCUGUCCGCCAUGGCAGAAGUGAGAGGAGGCCGCUGGAUCUUUACUUCAUCAGCGUCGGAGGAGGAUUCCGGCCUCCCACCCGACAGACCCAUCUUCUCAAACAGAUGGAGAAGGUGGCAAACAAGUACAAGGCAGAGUUUGUGGUGGACGUUAGCGAUCUUGGGGAAGAUGAUCCGCUCAUGCAAAAUGGCACCCUCCAUUUCUCGACACUGAAAGUUCCCUGGUACACAACCAGAGUUUCGGAAGGAAAAGGAGGAGGUUACUUCCAAAAGAAGAUUAAGUUACCUUACGAGAAAACCUUGGAUGUCAUUGUGGUGGAUACUGGAUUAUUUCAGAAUUUGACCACGGGAUCAUUAAGCGAAGUUGGAAACGAUCAGUUACGUUGGCUGAGAAGGACACUAGAGUCAACCAGUAGUAACUGGCGCGUAGUUGUUGGAUUCCAUUCACUGGCUAUUUGUGAAGAUGGUGAGGAGGGAAUGGAAGCAACGCAAGUUUUCGAGUCUCUACAAAGUACUUUCACGAAAUUUGAAGUGAACGCAUACUUAAGCGGGCAGGGUUGCGCUAGCAGCCCCCGAUUAAGUAGUCUGAGCUACAUCAGGAACCCGGGCAAAAUGGCAGCAGGUGCUUAUCUUGCUUCCGUAAAUGAAACAUCAGCAUCUAGAAGAAAAUUGGAAGACGGGUUUUUUCUUCAUAGAGUCGGCUCAUUAGAGAUUGAAACCUGCUUUGUUACAUCAGCUGGAGAAGUUGUGCAUAGAUCUGUACUCCAUCAGAGAGGAAAGGAGAUCAUGUAAAUUGUAACAUUCUUUUGUCAAAUACUUCAUAUUUUUUUUUUUUUUUUGACAAUUGGAUUGCAUCACUCAGUGUUGCUUCACUUCUUUCAAUGCUUCAUGUAAAACCAAAAGGCAAAAUAUUGAGUUCCACCCAGGAGAAAGGCAAGUUUUGGCAA